Pundamilia nyererei is the source of this 3543-nucleotide messenger RNA. Its product is annotated as protocadherin beta-15-like. The record is from RefSeq and is a predicted model, not a curated record. The coding region runs from base 54 to 2543 and encodes 829 amino acids. The transcript has a single exon. Gene Ontology annotation, molecular function: calcium ion binding. Gene Ontology annotation, biological process: homophilic cell-cell adhesion. Gene Ontology annotation, cellular component: plasma membrane. Lineage: Eukaryota; Metazoa; Chordata; Actinopteri; Cichliformes; Cichlidae.
CAGAGAAGCAGGAAAUCGUAGGAUUGCAGUUGCAUUUUCAGUUCGGUAUUUGGAUGUAUGUUAACGACUUAGCUAUAAUGUCGACAGUGCAUCCAUUUCUGAAAAAAUGUUUAUUGAUGAUGCGUCGACCUCAGUUAAAGUGGUGGCUGCAUUUUUCAUUUCUUAGUCUCCUUUCCGCUGUUUCGUUUGGAGAAGUCCGUUAUGUUCUUCCAGAAGAGAUGCAGAGGAGCUCUGUGAUUGGAAACGUUGCGCGGGAUCUGGGGCUGGAGGUGAAAGAGCUUGAUGCUCGUCGAGCCCGUGUUGUUGCAGAAGGAACAAGCCAGCUGUGUGAACUGGACACUGCGUCAGGCAAUCUUUUGAUCAGCCAACGGAUAGACCGAGAGGAGCUCUGCGCACAAGCCACUGCCUGCAUUUUACAGUAUCAGCUUUUACUUGAACAGCCCCUUCAAGCAUUCAGCAUAGUUUUGGACAUUACAGAUAUAAAUGACAACAGCCCAGUGUUUCCUACGGGGGAGAUAAAACUGGAUUUAGUGGAAUCCACAGUUCUAGGGAGGCGCUUUCCCUUAGAGAGCGCGCAUGACCCCGAUCUCGGCACGAAUUCUGUCCGUGAAUAUACACUGAGCCAGAAUGACAAUUUUGCACUGGAAAUGGGUAACCAAAUGAACGGAAAUGCUUAUCCUGAGCUAGUUCUUAAAAAGGCAUUGGACCGGGAGGCACAAGUUGAACAUGUACUGAAAAUCAAUGGAAUUGACGGGGGAAAUCCGGCUAGAUCAGGAACUGCUUCUAUCCUUAUCCGUGUUUUAGAUGCCAAUGAUAAUGUCCCAGUUUUUAGCCAGCGAGUUUUCAAAGCCUCUGUGCCAGAGAACUCAGCCAUAGGGACUGUCAUAACCACGCUACAGGCCACGGACCUGGAUGAGGGGGUGUAUGGGGAGAUAACUUAUUUCUUCAGUCAUCUGUCUGACAAGUUGGGAGGUGUUAUUGAAAUUGACCCUUUAAGCGGAGAAGUUCGCGUAUCAGGUGUCAUUGACUAUGAAGAAGCUAGCUCACACGAGCUAGAUGUUCAGGCUAAAGAUGGCGGUGGCCAGGCCUCACACUGUAAACUUAUAAUUGAUGUGAUUGACGUGAACGACAAUAAGCCCGUGAUAGAAAUAAAGUCGGCCUCUUCUAACGUGGCUGAAGACUCCAAACCAGGGACUAUGGUUGCUCUGAUUAAUAUAUAUGAUAUGGACACUGGGAGCAGUGGGCGUGUCACCUGUACGAUCUCAAAAAAUGUUCCUUUUAAAUUAGUAUCGGAGGUCAAAAACUAUUACAUGCUAGUGACUGAUGGAAUAUUGGACAGGGAAGUGCAACCAGAGUAUAACCUCACAGUAACUGCCACUGAUGCGGGCUCUCCCCCACUUACUAGUGUAAAAGUUAUACCAAUCGCGAUUAGCGAUAUAAAUGAUAACCCCCCGACAUUUAUGCAAAGCGAGUACAAUGCCAACAUCUUGGAAAACCAACCCGUUGGCACGUUUGUCAUUAAAGUCAAAGCGGAAGACGUUGACGACGGGUCUAACGCUAAAAUCCAAUACCAAAUAUCAAAGGACACAAACUCAGAAGUGUCAUCUUUCUUAAGCAUCAACUCAGACACGGGGGAGGUCUUUACCUCACGCAUGUUUGACUACGAACAGUCAGUUUACUUCCAAAUUAAAGUGACAGCUAGAGACGGCGGUGGGCCUUCACUUUCCACCACCUGCAUUAUAAAUGUGUUUAUUAAGGACCAAAAUGACAACGCACCUGUGGUCUUAUAUCCUGUGCAAAGUAGCGGUUACAUUGCUGAAGAUAUGGUACCAGCUGAAGCGCCUAGAGGUUACCUGGUUACUAAGGUGGUGGCUGUGGACGCUGACUCAGGUCAUAACGCAUGGCUUUCUUACAGAAUAAUCAAAGCAACACGGCCUAACGUGUUUAUGGUAGAUCUGCAUACAGGGGAAAUCAGAACAACGAGAACAUUCAUAGAGGACGAUGAACCAAAACAUACUAUUGUUGUAUUAGUAACGGAUAACGGGCUCGAAUCUCUCUCUGCCACUGCGACAGUCAGCAUAAUGCUUGGUGAUGGGCUCCCCGUUUUAAGCGAACUUUUAGAGUUUGCAGAUGAGUCACAAGAGAGCGAUAACUUAACGCUCUAUUUGAUAAUCGCUCUUUCAACCGUGUCUUCUAUGUUUAUCCUUCUAAUCAGCGGAGUGUUUUAUUUUAAACUCUGUCGGCGUGGCUACGUUUACCGUUCAACCACAGCCAGUCUGCCCGUUUUCCCCACGACCUAUUGCCCCUCUAGUUUUGCAGAUUUUAGCCGUUGCGGCACCUUGCUGAAUGAUGAGCGAUAUGAUUCCUUUAUGACCACCGGGUCGUGGAGAGGUGAUUUUCGUUUCGCAUCAAAUACAGACACCGACACUCUUAAGAAAAGAAGUGCGGCUUAUCAGAAAAACACACUGAGGCGCCUCAGUGCAGACAGGGCAACGCUGAAGGUGAGGGCAGGUGCACCGCAUCCCUGUUAUGUGAUCAAAUGAGAGUGUGCCAUAGCAUGUUUUAACAUGUUGGAUUUGAGAUGGACCUUUUUAACAAAAAUGUUGUAACUGGGGUUUCUUUAAAAACUAAAUAAAUAAUUAAUGCUUCUAUAUAAUUACUUUAAAUAUACACGUAAUGGAUCUAGUGGUUCUAAAAGAUUUUGUCUUAUAUAUGGGUGUAUUUGUGCACGAAUAUGUUGUCUUUUAUAUAUAACCUCAACUUCACCGCCACAUUGACAUAUUGGACACAGGUAGCAGUCUCAAACUUAUAGGUGUUGAUCUUUUGACAUAUUAUUAGACAUAGUAUCACAGAAGUGUAACUAAAGUAUGUAUUGUAUUUAUUUAUAUUGCCUGUGACAGUUAAAUGUAGCGUUUAGUAACUUUAUAAAUUUUCUGUCAUUUUUUUACAUUUAUUUUCUGUUUUUAAUCUAAGAAAAAAAAUAUUCUAUGGUUGAUCCCCUUUAUCUUAUCUGAACAAGUAACAGACACAACAUAAUAUUUGUAAUACCUUUCAGUGUGGAAAACAUAUAACUGAUUUAAUACAUUAGUUGAAAUGUCUCAUUUUCUGCAUUCAAAAUGCAGGGCAGACCGUUAUGACUUCUUCAUUCAUCCCUAUGUCUUUUGAGAGUGAUAUAGUUGAAGAGAAGUAGUCUUAAGUCUAAGUCUUUUGCUUUGUCUGUGGUAUUUUUGUUUUUGCCUGAGUAAAAACAUUAUUUGCAAUUGUAAUUUUCCAUAUACAGCCUGUUUUAUUUUUCUCUUUGCUUUACUGCAGCCAACUUUUGUCAUUGUUUUCAUCCUUCAUUUGCCCAUCUAUUAUGUUACCACUUAUCCAGCUUGGGGUCUUGGGGCUUGAACCAAUCCCAGCUGACAUAGUACACCCCUGUGAGGUUGUCAGUAUUUUUAUUUAUUUGGGGGGGGAUCAAAUAAAGCUUUGCACCACAUACCUUUUAUUGAACCAUAUGUCAAUAGAUUUUGUGCAUUUGAUGAAAAAUAAACUUUUAGA